UGAUUUGGGAUUCGGCCUCGCGUCUACUGUAUUCCGGAAGCGGUAUGGUGGCGCGCCUAGAGAAGGAGCUAAUGGACAUUCAAGGGAAAAAAAUGUUUUGACUUUAUAUUGAAAUCCGCACGAAUGUUUUCAAGUAAACAAAAAUCAUGAAUGAAGGCACUCGGGAGUCCGAGACAUGCUGCCAUUGAGCUGAAGAAGCACUUACAGCGUCAAAAUGUCGUUUUUCAGGCGGAAAGCUAAAGGAAAGGAACCAGAGAAAGCGGUAGAUCCGAAAACCAACAGAGGCUCUACAGUUUCACUAAACUCCCCCGCAAGGAAUCACCAUGCCAUCCUUGAGGCGGCCGGCCCGAGCCACGUGGCCAUCAGCGCCAUCUCAGCGAACAUGGACUCGUUCGCACGCGGCCGCACAGCCAUCCUCAAAAAGCAGCCCAGCCACAUGGAGGCAGCUCACUUCGGAGACCUGGGUUGCUCCAGCGUGAACUACCAGACGCAGGAAACACGUUCUCGCCUUUCGAAGACCGUUGAGCAGGUGCUCCGUGACGCCGUGGCUCGGCCCUACUAUCUGCACUUCAUGGUGACACGGUCAGCCGAGCACUUGGCGCGCUUUUGGCUGGAGGCCGAGAGUUUCCGGUCCAGCAGCUGGUCCCGCGUGCGUGCGCAUAGCCUGAACACAGUAAAGCACAGCUCGCUGGCCGAGACCGCCUUCGCUCUGGGCUUCUCAACGUCUCCAGAUUCGCCACCGACUCUCAACGCUUCACCUGGUGUUUAUGAAGGGGAAUAUGAGGACACUUUUACUUCUAGCCCCCAGGACACUAAUUCGCAUUGUGUAGCCGGAUACCGAGACGUCAUUAAUUAUGACGAAGGGGGGUUGAGGUUGAGUCGACGCCCCUCUACUUCCUCGUCCUCCUCCAGGACGGGAACUCCGGUCAAAGGCCAGGCUGAGAAUGCACUCCGUGAGCUGUCUGACAAGCUAAUGAAGAGUAUAGAGCGUGACGCAGUCAACAUUUUUACCAAGUACAUUUCUCCAGAUGCUUCCAGACCCAUCCCAAUCACCGAGCAGAUACGAAACGACAUCGUUGCUAAAAUCUGUGGGGAGGAUGGUCAGGUGGACCCAAACUGCUUUGUUAUUGCUCAGGCAGUGGUGUUCACCAUCAUGGAGCAGCAGCACUUUAGCGAGUUCUUGCGGAGCCACUACUUUUGCAAGUACCAGAUUGAGGUGCUGACCAGCGGUUCUGUGUUCUUGGCAGACAUCCUGUUCUGCGAGUCUGCCCUGUUCUAUUUCUCCGAGUACAUGGAGAAGGAGGAGGCAGUGAACAUCUUGCAGUUCUGGCUGGCUGCGGAUAACUUCCAGGUUCAGCUGGCUGCUAAAAAAGGACAAUACGAUGGACAGGAGGCUCAGAAUGACGCCAUGAUCCUUUAUGACAAGUAUUUUUCACUCCAAGCUACAAAUCCAUUGGGUUUCGGCGACUCUGUUCGGAUGGAGAUCGAGUCGAAUAUCUGUCGAGAAGGCGGCCCUCUGCCCGACUGCUUCACCAUUCCACUACGCCAAGCCUGGACCACCAUGGAGAAGGUCUACUUGCCAGGCUUCCUUUCCAGUGACCUGUACUACAAAUACUUGAGCGACCUCAUCAAUUCCGUUCGGGCGGAUGAGUUUGUCAUAGGCAACUCUGCAGGGUCCGGUCCCGGCACGCCCAUGGACAGCGAACGCGGCUCGGCCACCUUAGAGGUGUCGCUGGCCCAGCAGGGCUCCAAAAAAAUGGCUGUAAAAAUCCUGAAGAACUUUGAUGAAGCGAUAACCGUAGACAUUGGCAGUCUGGACCCCGAGUCUCUGUAUCAGAGACCAUACGCUGGAAGAAUGACCUUUGGCAAAGUCAACGAGCUGGGCCAGUUUAUCCGGGAAGCCGAGCCCGAACCGGACGUCAAGAAAUCCAAGGGUUCAAUGUUUUCCCAAGCAAUGAAGAAAUGGGUGCAAGGAAACACAGAUGAGGCUCAGGAGGAAAUGGCCUGGAAGAUUGCUAAGAUGAUAGUCAAUGAUGUCAUGCAGCAGGGACAGCAGGAGAGCCCACUAACAACAUCCAGCCAGCUAUGACUUUGCGUGCUGAUGAAGAGGAGAAGACUAGCUCUGCUCUCAGCCUCGCAGCUGCUGCAGCCAGAGUCCAAAAAAAAAAAAAAAAGAAUCCGGAGACUAAACUGCACAGGGCAUUUCCCCAGCGGCGAGUUAUGUAAUAAUGAAGCUAAAACAAAGUGUUCCUGCAGUUCCACAACCUCCUUUGUGUGAAGUCUGUGUGUGUGCGCGCAUGUGUGUGUGAGUGAGAGUGUGACAGGAGGAUGUACAUAUCUAUGAACAUAUGUAUGUACACUUGGGGCCAUGUGACCAACAUUUCAACCAUUUAUGAAGGCGUUAUUUUUAAACCUAAGAAGAGGAGCCCCCACCCCCCCCAAAAAAAGCAAGCAUGAAUGGAAGCAGAUGCACAAAAGAAGAGGACUUCAGAACAAAGCCCCGAAUCCACUGCGUCGUCCCGUUUUCAUGCCCAAACGCUUAAGAACUUAAACAAAGUCACUAUAAAGCUUGUGUUCCUCCGAUCCUUGUUUCUUCUCUUCUCUUUGAAAUCUCUGUUUUUGUCUUUUCUGUUUCUCUUUCAUUCUGUUUUUAUAUACUGCAAAGAUUUACCCAUCGUGGCAGCGUACAGUUUUAUUUGCAGGCGUGUCGUUAAGUCGGGCUACGACAGCAGGAUUUUAUCAUCAGGUUUCCGCGAAGCUGAAUGGACCCAUACGGUUGUUACAGUUUAAGUUGAUUUAAACUGACAGAAUAAGCUGCAGGUUGAAACCCUCCUUCACCCUUCCCCCUCUCCCUUUUCCACCUUAAUGUCAACUCCAAGACUAGCUCUACUCUGUAGUCUUACUCCAACAUGGACCAGUGCUAGUGCAAUGUUAAACCUCCAUAUCUCCACUGUAUGAUGAUGUAGAUUUCUGGUUUCGAUAAAUGUAACUUCUUUUUUUUUUUUUUUUUUUUUUUUUUUUAUGGUGAGUGUCUUUUUGUUUUGUUUAGUUUUUUUUGUUUGUUUUAAACGAGUUGUCAAACGUGUGUGUCUAUGCGAGUUCCAGCGCUACCUGUUCUUUGGAAACGGCAUACCCUGAACACGUGUCGAUACUGCUCUCGGACCUUGUAGAGACGUGGAGAAGAACCAGAAACAGACGGACUUUUGGUACUAUGUACCAUUAUUAUGUUUUCUCACAUGUACGUGUACUUAAUCUAUAAUAUAUUUAAAAUUGUGUUUGAUUUAAAUACAUAUAUUAUUGAAACGUC
Messenger RNA from Silurus meridionalis, 3307 nucleotides. It is a transcript of the gene akap10, whose product is annotated as A kinase (PRKA) anchor protein 10. Gene Ontology annotation, cellular component: plasma membrane. The transcript has 15 exons. Gene Ontology annotation, biological process: intracellular protein localization. The record is from RefSeq and is a predicted model, not a curated record. The coding region runs from base 215 to 2089 and encodes 624 amino acids. Lineage: Eukaryota; Metazoa; Chordata; Actinopteri; Siluriformes; Siluridae. Gene Ontology annotation, molecular function: protein kinase A binding.